Molecule: messenger RNA, 1371 nt
Organism: Emys orbicularis (European pond turtle)
Lineage: Eukaryota; Metazoa; Chordata; Testudines; Emydidae
Gene: COLQ
Product: collagen like tail subunit of asymmetric acetylcholinesterase
Exons: 17
Coding region: 1-1371 (456 amino acids)
Biological process (GO): extracellular matrix organization
Molecular function (GO): extracellular matrix structural constituent conferring tensile strength
Source: RefSeq, a predicted model, not a curated record
AUGGUCGUCCUCAGCUUAAUAGCUUUGGGAUUUUAUCUUCAGCUUUUUUUCUGCUUUGUUCUAUCUCACACUUCGUUCAUCGACAGCGUCUUCCCCGUUUCCUCAGACCUCCCUUGCUUGGAACAGAAGAAACGAAUUAAUAACAGAGCAUGCUGUCUCCUUGCCCCUCCUCCACCGCCGUUAUUUCCACCACCGUAUUUCAAACAGGGCUGGGAUUCUAAGCUGCUUACCCUUGAUAUGAAAAAUUUAUGUCAAGAGCUUCAGAUAACACAAGCUUCACGUGAACCAGAAUUCGAUUGCCCUUCAGGACCUCCUGGCCCCCAGGGCCCACAAGGAAUUCCUGGUGUGAUGGGACCAAAAGGGGAAAAAGGGGAAAUUGGCAGACCAGGAAGAAAGGGUAGACCAGGUCCUCCAGGUGUCCCCGGAAUGCCAGGACCAAUUGGAUGGCCUGGGCCAAUGGGACCUAAGGGUGAAAAGGGGGAUUUGGGUGUGAUGGGAUUGCAAGGUACAAGAGGACCAAUUGGCUCAAAGGGUUACCCUGGAAGUAGAGGAGAAAAGGGAGCCAGAGGAGAGAGGGGUGACAAAGGCCUCAAAGGAGACAAGGGGUAUAUAGGUUUCCCUGGAAUGCUGGGGCAGAAAGGAGAAAUGGGUCCAAAGGGAGAACCUGGAGUGCCUGGGCACAGAGGACCUAUUGGAAGACCAGGAAAGCGAGGCAAACAAGGACAAAAGGGAGAUAUUGGACCUGCUGGAAUUAUGGGUCCACCUGGCAGGCCUGGUCCUUCGGGUCAACCAGGUGCACCAGGACCUUCAGUAUCAGGACAAUUAGCAAUAGGACCAAAAGGGGAAAGAGGGCUUCCAGGGCCUCCAGGGAGAUGUCUCUGCAAACCCCCACAAAUUGUGAAUAUCCCACCAUAUGAGGAAUCCGUGAUUGGACACAGCUAUCCAAAAGUCCCUGCGAUUUUUGUGGUGAACAAUCAGGAGGAGUUGGACCGGCUGAACACUGAAAAUGCUUUAGCCUUUCGAAGAGAUCAGAGAUCUCUGUAUUUCAAGGAUACCAUUGGAUGGCUUCCAAUCCAGCUUACCCCUUUCUAUCCUGUGGAUUACCCUGUAGAGGAUGGCAGCACCUGUGGAGAUGGCAUCAUCCAGGAUGGGGAAGAAUGUGAUGAUGGCAAUACUAUUGUGACAGAUGACUGUAUAAGAUGCCACCAUGCUUACUGUGGAGAUGGCUACCGACAUGAGGGAGUAGAAGAUUGUGAUGGAAAAGAUUUUGGAUAUUUGACAUGUAAAACAUAUCUCCCUGGGUCUUAUGGAAAAUUACGGUGUACUUCUUAUUGUUAUAUUGACUCUACACAGUGUCGGUAUUUCACAUGA